Messenger RNA from Acanthisitta chloris (rifleman), 1101 nucleotides. RefSeq names its product putative ubiquitin carboxyl-terminal hydrolase 50. The coding region runs from base 1 to 1101 and encodes 366 amino acids. NCBI's taxonomy places the organism in Eukaryota, Metazoa, Chordata, Aves, Passeriformes, Acanthisittidae. The record is from RefSeq and is a predicted model, not a curated record. Gene Ontology annotation, biological process: protein K63-linked deubiquitination; Ras protein signal transduction; protein K48-linked deubiquitination. Gene Ontology annotation, molecular function: cysteine-type deubiquitinase activity. Gene Ontology annotation, cellular component: midbody; postsynaptic density; extrinsic component of endosome membrane. The transcript is spliced from 7 exons.
AUGACGUAUCUCACUGUAGGGAAGAGGUUACUAUGGAAGAUGGAAAGACUUCACCGCUGUAUUAGCAUGACGAAAGUGGAAAGAUGGCUUGGAAAUAAACUGAGGCAUUGCUGCAAGAAAGAGAUGGAGAAGACAAACAUGCAUCACCCUGGGCUCACUGGGCUGCAGAAUCUGAGUAACACCUGCUACAUGAACGCGGUUCUGCAGUGCCUCAGCAGUCUGCCACCCUUCAUGGAGCUCUUCCUCUCAGGGAAGGGCAGCACAGCUCUACAAAAGGGGAAUGAUGAGUUUGCAACAGUCUUUGGCCACUUGAUGUCUGAGAUGCGACUUGGAAAGCGUGACAUGAUUUCCCCGGAGGCUUUUCACUCGGUCUUUGUGAGGCGACACCCAAGUUUUUGCACGAGUACUCAGCAUGAUGCACAGGAGUUUCUGAUCUGUGUGCUGGAUGAGCUCCACAAGGAUUUCAAGGAGUCAAGCCAAAGAAGAAACAAAACGGGUGCAGAAGCAAGAGGGAAUGUCAGUGACACAUCUAUUAUAACAGACUUAUUUGAGGGACAGCUCAGUUACAAUAUCACAUGUCUGAGAUGCAAGACCACCACUGCCAGACCUGAGAGCUUCACCGUCCUUUCCCUGCCCAUCCCUUCUAGGACAAAGUGUUCUCUGCAGGACUGUCUCAAAUGCUUCUUUAGGCAAGACACACUGACUCAGAACAACCAAAUCUACUGUAGCUGGUGUGGAACAAACCAAGAUGCUACAGUAAAGGCCAUCGUAACCACAACACCAGAGAUCAUUAUUUUCCACCUAAAGAGGUUUGCCUGGCAAGACUGGGGCAGAAAAAAACUCUCAACCACUGUCUGCUAUCCACUCAGCAAUCUGGAUCUCUCUCCGUACAGCAACAUGUCUUCCUCCAGCAACGCACAGUACAGCUUGCGUGCUGUAGUGAAUCAUGCUGGGCGUCUGGACUAUGGCCACUACACAGCACUGUGCAAACACUCAGACCACUGGCACCGCUUUGAUGAUACAGAAGUCACCAGGAUCCCAGAUUCCUCAGUACAGACUGACACAGCUUACCUCCUCUUCUACACUUGUCAAGGCCACUGA